This is a messenger RNA of Drosophila innubila, 2091 nucleotides long. RefSeq names its product membrane metallo-endopeptidase-like 1. Gene Ontology annotation, biological process: protein processing. The record is from RefSeq and is a predicted model, not a curated record. Lineage: Eukaryota; Metazoa; Arthropoda; Insecta; Diptera; Drosophilidae. Gene Ontology annotation, molecular function: metalloendopeptidase activity. The transcript has a single exon. Gene Ontology annotation, cellular component: plasma membrane. Bases 16 to 2013 code for a protein of 665 amino acids.
UCAACGAUAACGACAAUGGCAAGAUCGACAAAUCGUCGCGGAUUUAAUGAACUGCUGUUCCUUUUACUUAGUCUUUGGGCGAGUUGCCAGGCAAGUCGUCCUGCUAAUAAAGGUCUCGAUACCCUUCUGGCGAAUCAGAUCCUUAGUUAUGUGAACGAAAGUAUUUCCGCGUGCGAUGAUUAUUAUAAAUAUGCGUGUGGCAAUUGGGGAAAAAAGCAUGAGAGUGAGGACUUUUAUGAAAUUACUGGACUGAUCGAUCAGAAGGUGAAUGAGAACAUUGUGACGCUAAUGGAUGAGCUGGAGAAGCGUUCGCUUCAGCCCAACACUGUGGAGGCAAAAGCCUUGAGAGUCUACCAAACCUGCCGACGGCCAAUAAAUGGAUCGCGAUUGAGUAAACACUAUGUGGAGCUAGUGCCGCCAAAUGAUCAGAUCUCCUGGCCACAGUUUACAACCAAACCUGAUCUCUGGGCGAGCCACAAGUUUAAAUGGAUGGAGACAUUGGCGCGAUUGCGACGAUAUGGCAUGACAAAUGUGUUCUUUCAGCUGGAAGUAAUGCCACACUUGUUUAACAGCAGCCAAUUCAUAAUAAUUAUCGACAAUCCGAGCUUCGAGCAGGAGAAACUACGGCUCAAGUCACUGAGGAUUACCAAUAUGAGUCUUCGGUUACUUGGCGUGGACAGACGCAGGAUGCUGCGUCUUGCGGUCAAGGUCAAAACAUUGGAGACCUCGAUAAUCGAUCUGGCCACAGCGAAUGAGGACGAAGAGAAUUACGAAGACAUAAGUCUGCGUCAACUGGAGGAUACGACCCGAGGCAAAUGGCGAAAGUUUUUGAAUAUUGUUCGAGAUCGUAGAUUAGCUGCCGACUACAAAGUGAAAGUGAAUAAUAUAGAGUAUCUCACUCGUCUGAUCGAUCUGCUCGAUAACUAUGAUCGUGAGGUGCUUGCCACCUACAUAAUGCUUCACUUUGUGAUGCACGUACAGGAUGAGUCGAUGGAAAGUGAUGAGCCCAUCGCCUGUGCUCAGGAAGUGCGACGCAACAUGGAACUAGCUGCAAAUCUGUUCUACGAGGAGCGUUUCAUUGAUCCGGACAAGCUGAGACUGCUUCAGGCCGAUGUAGAGGAUCUUUUUGGUCAUCUGCGUAAACAGUUUCUGCUCAAACUUGACACGAAUUAUCUGCACUUGUAUCCAAGUCAAAUUGACAUGCUCAGACUAAAGAUGGAUAAGAUGACAUUCAACAUUGGCAACAUUCCACAGAAUGUGAAUCGUUCUCAAUUUGUGGCACAAUUCUAUGCGGACUUGCAACUGUCGGAGGAACAGGACUAUGCACGGAUUCAUCUGCAACUUCUCGAGUUUCGCACAAGUCGCUGGUUUGGCCAGCUGGAGAAGCCAGCUUCGAAUUCGAGCGACUUCUUCUUCAUUUCCGACUCGAAUUCGGCCAUGAGCUCGACUCCAUAUUACAUGCUGCGCCAGAAUCUCAUCAUUAUACCUUAUGGGAUUCUGCAAGAGCCCAUCUUCCAUCAAGAUACCCAUGAUAUCUUCAAGAUCAGUCUGCUGGGCUUUCUGCUAAGUCACGAGUUAAUGCAUGGCUUCGUCUCGGGCGGCCUAGUCUUCGACUUCCAAGGAAAUGGCUACGAUUCAGGCGCUGAACUCAGCGAGCUAGAUCGUUACUCAGAUGCCCUGAGAUGUCUCAAUCGCAAUGAAACCGAUUAUAUAGUUGAACGUGAGGCGGACAUUGCUGGCAUACGAUUGGCUUAUGAUGUCUACUUUGGUCCCGGCUCAACUUUUAGUCAAACGCAGCCCAGUUUUACGAGCGUACCGCUCAAGCAGUUCUUCUUCCUGAAUUUGGCGCAGUUCUUCUGCGGAGAUGCGCCAGAGAACGCGUUUGAGGAACAUGAUGACGAUGAGAUGCGUCUCAGGCAGGUGCUUAUCAACUUUCCAGCCUUUGCCGAUGCCUAUAAUUGUCGCAAGGAUCUGGAUAAUAUGCAUCCUUCUAAAAAGUGUCGACUGUGGUAAUUAAAUUGAUAAAUGUUUCUAGUCUGAACUCUAGAUUGUGAAGAAUGUAAAAUGCUAAUAAAUAAUUCUUAUCAUUUA